This is a messenger RNA of Lacerta agilis (Sand lizard), 844 nucleotides long. RefSeq names its product TP53 target 5 (gene TP53TG5). Lineage: Eukaryota; Metazoa; Chordata; Lepidosauria; Squamata; Lacertidae. The coding region runs from base 142 to 720 and encodes 192 amino acids. The record is from RefSeq and is a predicted model, not a curated record. The transcript is spliced from 5 exons.
CACAUCAUUCAUGGCUCCCCGAGCCCUGAAAGGGGCAGUAGCAUCUCAGAGCCAGAGAAAACAGCCACCUAUUUCUCAGAUAUCUUGCCUGUCUGCUACAAACCCUGUUGUUGAAGCUCUUAGAAAACCACCUGAGUGAAUAUGAAGGCCUUGGAGAAGAAGAAACAAUGUCCAAAGAUCAAUGAUGUGGAGAGUGGAGCAUCUCAGACAAGCAAUUUGAUACACGUAAGGAGCCACCUAAGGAGGAUAAUAAAGAAACUGGUUCUCCUCAAAAUGCUCAAGAGUCCAAACCGCAGAAUCGAGUGGCUUUGUGAAUUAGCGCACAAGUACAGGAAGAUGUUAGCGAUUGGGGGUGAUGUGGAUUCAGGUGCUUCCUGCUCCUGGGUGUGCACCCCCUCUGAGGAACCUCCGGCACCUAAUGUCAGCGUGAUUGAUGAGCCUGCCAUGGAAGUUGAGGAAGUUGCUAAAGACAAGGCAGCUGAGCCUAAAUCGUCAACUGAGGCAACAUCCCCAGAGCCGGCUUCUUCAGAACUGUACGAGGCGCUCUCCUUGAAAGGCCUGCCCCACCGGAUUCACAUGCCUGCGCGCAGAGUGCUCUGUAGACCAUCAAAUUUGAGAUGGGUCAAGCCGUGCUGCACACGAUCGUGUAGUGAGACUCUGGAGCAUGUCGUCACCAUCCCUUAUUCAGAGUGUCAGAAGCGGCAUCCAAGCCGGGACUGACUGGAAUGAAGCUCAUUUCAGAGGUUCUGAAGAUAGUGAGAGGAGCCUUGAAGACAUAGAUCUAUUGCGUGUUGAUUCAUAUUCCUGCAAUAAAGGGGAUAUUGAGCAUCCUUCAAACACAAAA